UCCAUCCCCAUGCCCCGGACCUUACCAAGCUGUUCCUGUCCCCAGCAGCCCCACGCUGUCCCUACGCAUCCCGCCGCAGUCCCCAAAAGAGGCUCCCGGGCUGCUCCGGGCUGUAUCUCAUGAUGGCAGCAAGCCCCAGCCAGGCUCUGCCCCGUCAGCACCCUACAACUGCCUGCAGGUGUGGGGGCACCGCAGCCCCGAUUAACCCUUUCUCUCCUUGGGGAAGCUGAGGGGUGGGGUUGGAACACGGCAAGCCCUCACGUUCCUUCCUAGGAGACCCCCAAACAGAAGCAGCCAGACCCAGAGUCGCUACCGGACAUGGAGCCGCCAGCCCCGUGGCAGCCGCCCCGCGGCCACCAGCGCCCCCAGGCACCCUGGCCCCUUCAGCCAUUCGUCCUCAUCGAAAACUUCUACCCUGCAGGCUUGCCUAACCCCAAGCUGGAGCACCCCUUCCAGGCACCCCCAGCUGUGGUGGCACCCGGCAUGCCCCGGGCCCCCCCCCCAGGUCUCCAGAUGGCUCCGUGCGGCUGCUUCUUCGACCCCCGCGUCUUCCGCAUAGAGUGGACCACCACCAACCUCCCCUCGCCAGCCACCUUCACACCCGUCACCUCCGCUUCGCAGCCCCGCGCUGCCCCACGGGGUCCCCAGAGCUGCGGGGCCCCCCCAGCCCCGGUGCCCCCCUUGCGGCUCUUCGUGCCCUAUGACCCUCAGGGGAGAGUGGCAGUCCCUGCCCCCCCAGUGCUGCCACCAUCCCUCCCCAGCUUCCAGCACCUGGAGGGGCAGCUCCGGCAGAUGAAUCUCUCCAGCACAGCUGUCCCCACAGGGGCACCCAUGGGUGGGGGCAUCCCCCUGGGCAGCAAUGUCCCUGAGGGCAGCAGAAUCCCCCUGAAUGGUGGCAACCCUGCUGGUGGUGACACAGCCCUGGGCAACUCCGUCAUUCCUCAUACCCAAGCAAUGGGGGAUGCCCCAGAGAGCCCAGACAUGUCGCUGCCUGAGGAGGUGCUGCUGGAGGAGGCCAUGAGGCUCUUUGACUGUUCCCUGGGGGCAGGGGCGGGGAGCCAGGACAGUCCCAGCAGUGUCCCCAUACCCGAGGACCCCAGUGUCACCAACAGCUCCAACCCCUGCUACGACAUCAGCUCGCUCUUGCUGCCCGAGGAGAUGCUGUCCUCUGACUACAGCAUCCCUGAGGCCUCCAAUGCCAUCCUGAGCAUGGAGCACCUUGAGGAGAUUGGGCUGAACCCGGAGGAGCCGCAGUGGGACCUGCCAGUACUGCCGUCACCACAGGACAACGCACUUCAUCCCAACACCACGCUGGAAAAGCGAGGGAAAAAGCGGCGUAACAGAUCAUUGCCAAAAAAAGGCAGCAAGCGCAAAGCCUCCGCAACCAGCGCUGGGGUGGGAGGGCAGCACUAAACCCAUUGUAGGGGUGGGAGGGACAGGGAGAGAGAUGAAGGGGAUAAGGAUGUAGUAGGUUAGCUUUUGUCUUCUUUUUUUUUUUCCCUAUUAAAAGUUAAUUAUUCAGAACUGUAUGGGACUCCAUGCCUGCGAGGGUGGAGGAAAUGCAGAGGCACCAGGAAAUGGCAAAGAGGUACAAAAUCAGCACUGAGCCCCAAAUGAGAGCCACUAAGCCAUCCCCAGGAUGAAGCCAUCACCAGCAAGGCAGACAAAUGUAGCAGGUAGCCCCCAGUCCCUUUGGGGGGGCUCUUUGGUGGGACAGGCCAGGACAGACAGGUCCAUGCGGGACUCACAAACACAGCCCCACAUGGGAAGUAGCAUCCCCAGCCCCACCCUGAGCCCCUGGAAUGAGGACAGGGGACAAAAAAUGCUGUACUGCCUUCACCUUGAGCACAGCCAGCAUCCCCUCUCAUAGGGGCAGGGUCAAUACAAAGCCCUUAUAAACCUCAAACUAAUUCCCAUUCUUGGGUCCCACCAGACUCAGCUCUAGAGCCUGGCUCAUCCUCACUGCUGCAGGAAAAUAACCCCCAAAUGACCCAAAGAAUGGCAAGGG
Messenger RNA from Cygnus olor (mute swan), 2008 nucleotides. RefSeq names its product proline rich 22 (gene PRR22). Bases 319 to 1413 code for a protein of 364 amino acids. The record is from RefSeq and is a predicted model, not a curated record. Lineage: Eukaryota; Metazoa; Chordata; Aves; Anseriformes; Anatidae. The transcript is spliced from 3 exons.